Bombus impatiens (common eastern bumble bee) is the source of this 1490-nucleotide messenger RNA. RefSeq names its product Kv channel-interacting protein 1. The transcript is spliced from 7 exons. Gene Ontology annotation, molecular function: calcium ion binding. NCBI's taxonomy places the organism in Eukaryota, Metazoa, Arthropoda, Insecta, Hymenoptera, Apidae. The record is from RefSeq and is a predicted model, not a curated record. Bases 521 to 1147 code for a protein of 208 amino acids.
CCACAUCCAGUCUGCCGCCGACUACGUAGUUGCGCAGUAUCGUUGUUGAGCGUUGUGUGUGCCACUAGAAGAGGAUAUAAACGGUAUGCCGGUGCUCGGGCUAGCCUGACUCUCUUUCUCCGGUCCUUCGUCGAACGUCGCGUCUCUUCCUCGACCCAGGGUCGUUCACCCUGCAAGUCCAGCGUGCUCGCGUUGUCCUUCAAAAAAACGAAUACAUACUCUGUUUUCCUGUUUCUCUCUCUGUGGCCUCCUUCGUCUGGCCCAUCACGUCCUGAUCGAAUUCCCAGCGAGUUGGCUGACAUUUCUUUCUACGCGGAGAAACACUCUGGUCUAGCAUUCUUUCUUCAAUCCUUCUUUUAACUAUUAAAACUGGAAAUAUAGGCAAGAGGGCAAUACAAAAUAACGAAUGGAGAGGGAUGAAGUAAUCGUGGUGUGACCUUGAACGAAUCAAGAGGAGGGCAUCUGAUAAAUUGAAAAACAAAAGAAUUUCGUCGGACAAGAAACGUUGAGCUGAUCACAAAUGGCUACGCCGCCGGAUUCGCCAGGACCGGAAGAGGCUCUGUUUGAUUUCGAAAGCACACGAACCAGGCAACAAACCACCAGACCUGUCGCCCUCGAGGAACUGCUUCGACAGACCAAAUUCUCCAGACAAGAAAUACGAGUGAUGUACCGUGGCUUCAAGCAGGAAUGUCCCGAGGGUGUAGUUCACGAGGACCUGUUCAAAGAUAUUUAUGCGAAAUUCUUUCCUCAUGGCAAUUCUAGUCUUUACGCUCAUUACGUGUUCAAGGCCUUUGAUGUUAAUUGCAAUGGUGCCAUGAAUUUUAGGGAUCUCCUGGUAAUUUUAUCGACUCUACUACGAGGCAGUAUCUACGAGAAGUUACGAUGGAUCUUCAAGCUGUACGAUAUAAAUGGCGACGGAUGCAUCACCAGGGGCGAGCUAUGGGAAGUGGUGAUUGCAGUGCAUGAGCUGAUGGGACGACGACAUCACGCCGAAGAGGAAAGGAAAGCGAGAGAGCAGUUGGAUAGGGUGUUCAAGAAGUUCGAUUUAAACCAGGAUGGCAUAAUAACGAUCGAGGAAUUUAUGGAGAGCUGUCUGAGGGAUGAUGUGACUACACGGUCGUUGGCAAAGUUCGAUUACGCGUUUUGAUCUCCGGAGAAGGAAGAGCCUCCGGUGAUGACCAAGACGACGCCGCCAACGCCGCUCUCUACCACGACCACCUUCUCGCAGUCCCAAUCGCCCUCGCCACCACCGCCGUCCUACUCUCUGCUGCCACCUAUUCCACCGCCUUUGCCUUCUCAACCACCUCCAGGUUACACCGUUCAAGAUCAGGAGCUUUAUAUGCUCCUAGCGGCGCACUGGUGGAACCAACCGGAGGCUCCGCUCUUUUGCUAAGGAUAAACCGUGAUUCCCAACUUCUACAAUAAGGAAUUCCAACUUCUGAAAAGAAAAACAGAGAAUACUGUAAAAAAAAUACAAAAAAAAAGAUAAA